This is a messenger RNA of Lathyrus sativus (Indian pea), 999 nucleotides long. Lineage: Eukaryota; Viridiplantae; Streptophyta; Magnoliopsida; Fabales; Fabaceae. The record is from the annotation of a GenBank genome assembly.
AUGUCAUUACAAAUAGUCUUAUCAAGCUUCAUCCAUUUUUCUUGCCAAACCCCCCAAAGCACUCCACUCUUCAAACACCGUUCUACACAAUUCUCCACUUGCAAAAUUUCUCCAAACUCUUCACGUUCAUCUUCAUCUUACUCUUCCAUGGCGGCUACCAAUUUCAAUCUUUCUCAAUUGGAUUCUUCUUCUUCUCUUUCUAUUGGACAAACUGAUCUCUUAAUCGUUGGUCCUGGUGUUCUUGGUCGUUUAGUCGCUCAUCAAUGGCGUCAGGAAUAUGAGGGUUGUCAAGUUUUUGGACAAACAAUAACCAAUAAUCAUCACGAGGAGUUGAUUCAAUUGGGUAUUAGUCCCUCUUUGAACUGGACUAAAUUUCAACACAAGUUUCCCUAUGUGAUUUUUUGUGCUCCCCCUUAUCAAUCCUCGGAUUACCACGGUGAUCUUAAGCAGGCUGCAUCAUGCUGGAAUGGUGAAGGUUCCUUUCUGUUUACAUCAAGUUCGGCUCCGUAUGAUUGUAACGAUAAUGGUUUAUGUGAUGAGGAUUCUCCGGUUGUGCCGAUUGGGAGGAGCCUAAGGACUGAUAUCCUUUUAAAUGCAGAAAGUAUUGUGCUCGAGUUUGGCGGUUCAGUUGUUAGACUAUCUGGACUUUAUAAAGAAGGUAAAGGCGCGCAUGCUUAUUAUUUAGAGAAGGGGAUUGUUGAAUCUCGACCUGACCACGUCCUGAAUCUCAUACAUUAUGAGGAUGCAGCUUCGCUCUCGGUUGCAAUCUUGAAGAAACAUUUUCGUGGAAAGAUUUUUUUAGGCUGCGAUAAUCAUCCUUUAUCCAGGCAAGAACUGAUGGAUCUAGUUGAAAAAAGUGGAAAGUUUAGUAAAAAGUUCGAGAAAUUCACAGGAACCGAUGAUCCUCUUGGUAAGAGAUUAAACAACUCAAAAACGCGGCAGGAAGUAGGGUGGGAGCCCAAGUAUUCUAGCUUUGCUCAUUUUCUCGAGACCUUAUGA